UGGCCUUUACAAUAGAACACUUUGACGCCUCGGAGAACGACACUGCGGCGCAAGCGGCACGCUACAAGAACAUGAUGGAGCGCUUUCAGAGUCGCCAUCGUCGUGGCGCUUCCAUGUCCAAGCUGGAGACUGAGACGAGCAUGACGACACCGACGGCGACAUCGUCGACGACAACAAAUGGCACAAGUGGCCGGCACUCACAGCGCAGCAGUCUCGACGCCGGCAGCAUGAUGGCACAUGAUGAUGGCUCGGCAGCUGCCACGCCCACCACGGAAGCGGCAACGCCGGCGGUGAAAAUGCGUGUGCGUGAACGCAGCGCUUCCCGUGUGCGAGACGCUUCCAAGCGGCACAGCUGGUCGCCACGCAGCUCAGCAACCAGUGGCCACAUGGAACCAGCAACAGCACCAACAGUAACUGCUCGUGUCAGCAGCAGAUCGAAACAAAUGCAACCGACGGCACCGCCCAAGGGUGCGUCCAAUUUGCUGGCGAAUCGCACAGGGCAGUUUACGCCACGUUCGACGGCCAUGCAGCUGGCGUUGCAGCAAGUGGAGCUGCUGUGUCCGCAUCCGCCGCUGGACGAUGUCAAGCAGGUGGCCGAGGAGGAUGCGGUCAGUGAGGCGGGCACCUAUACACUGGAUGGAGACAACUAUACGGAGGAGCAAAAGGAUCUCAUGAACAUUGAUCGCAAUGCAGGCAAGUUGCGACCCAAGCAGCUGGCUGUGAAACCGCAUCGUGGCAGCAAUGUGCUGGAGGUGAAUUACUAUCACGAGACGCCGCAGCAGGAGCAGAAGGGCAACAGCAGCAAUGCCAACACAACUGCCGCUUAUCUGGAGCAGCUGAAAUCGCGUGUGUUGCGCCAGCAACCAGUGGCAACAACGACAACAACUGCAGCUGCACAGGCGCCACCAACACCGCCAUCGCCACGCACACCGGUCGCCGCCGUUGCUGCCGAUGUGGGCUGCUUUACGAGCGUAACGACGAGCGGUGUGCUGGCCAAGCAGCGAGCACUGGACACGCAUCCGAACAAGACACGUCACGCCUCGCACAGUCUGUCCACGUCGCAGAUCGAUAGCUCCGAGUAUGUGAGCAACGAGGCAAAGCUACGUCACGCCCAGGCGAUGGCUGGCAGUGCCACGGAUCGCCAGAAGGCCGAGUAUCGCCUCAAUGUGUUCACCACCAGCACGACGCAACAGCAUCAUCAUCAGCAUCAGCAUCAGCAUCAGCUGCCCGAGACGCCGACAACGCCAACGAUGACGGAGGCAGCGUUGCUGCAGUCGGCGCCCACAAAACAGGAUUGGAUACAGGAAUGGGCGCGUAAUGCGCGUGCCCGCAGUCUGGCGCAGGAUGUGAGCAGCAGCUCGGCCAGUCGACGCAAACAGCAGGCGCAGGCACAGCUCAUGACACGCAGCUACAACUGCUCGGACACGGCGGGCGAUUCGCUGACCGAUGACAGCCUCAGUUUGUACAGCCAACAGCAACAGCAGCAGCAGCAACGUCAAUAUGCUAAUGCGGCAGCAAAGCUUAAUCGCAGCCUGGCGGAACGCUAUCGGCUGCUGGGUGACUGUGACUACGCGAGCGAUCCGGCGUUGUGCAGCCAUGGCGCUGCCGUUGGUCAAAUGCAGUUGCCGGGCGAGCCAUAUAAGCCGCCCAAGAGUCCCAGCAAGAUACCAUCGCCGCUGCACACGCUGGGACGUGCGCGCAGUGCCAGUCGCUCCAGGCCAGCCAUCGAUCAACAGCAGCUACAGCAACAACAGCAGCAGCAGCAAUCGUCGUCGUCGCGUCGCAGCUCGGUCAAAUCGCCGGCAGCACAAUGCAGUCCACAGCAUAGUUUGGAGACGGGCUACAGACGCUCGCCAUUGCAUCGCGCUCUCAUGACCAGCAGCAUCAAUGAGGCACAACUGCAGCUGCUCACCAGCGGCGAGUAUCUGCUGAAGCAGCUGCAUCGUCGCAAGAACUCGCUGGACGAUGUCGAGCACGAAUUGCCGCCAGCGGUUGCUGGUUCCAUAUCGCCGCUACGACGCUCCAGCUCCUUCCAGCAGCAGCAACGUGGAGUACACGGUGUGCGUCAGGCGCGUCCCAAUUUCCAGAAUUUAUACACGCCGCCAGCGGCGCGACACGUGCAACAACAGCAGCAGCUGCAGCAGCAACAGUUGCAGCUGAAGAAGUCGGCGAGCAGCAACAACUUUGAGCAAUCGUACAGUGACUACGACAAUGAGCUGCAGUACUACAUCAACGAUGAGGAUGAACUGGGCACCACAGGACCGUAUUACUCCAGCGGCGAAGAGGACAUCGAUGUGGACGAUGUGCAGCAGCAGCAGCAGCUGCAACAGCAACAGCAUCAUCAGCCGCAUGCCGGCGACGCGUCGGUGCCGCUGAGCAAUACGCGACUCAACAAGGCACUGCUGAUGCGCAUCGAGCGCAGCAAACAGCGUGUGGCUGGCAACGGUGCUUCAACUGAUCGUCAGACGCCAGCCAAACCGAGUUCGGCGCCGGCGGGCAAACUGAGUGCGGCUGCUCAGGCAGCGGCCGGACUUGUGGCAUGCCCCAAUACGCCCGAGUUGCCGCGACGUGGCAUCAAGAGUGCACCGCGUGCCGCGUCGGGCUGCGGACCCAAGACGCGUCAGUCGAUGCCACGUGAAACGAGUCUCAGUCGACUGGCGCAACAGGUGCCCAGCAGUUUGGCCAAUGAGAAGCAGCUGCUGCAGACGGCGAAUGCGACGGCACGGGAGCAGCAACAGUUGCGUGUGCAGCCCAAGUACCUGGACAUUUCCAAGUACAAGUCGGCGCAGUCGAAUAAUUUUCUGCGCAAAAACGAUUCGAAGAGCACCCUAAAACCAACGGAUCAAAUGAAACGCAGUCCCAGCGCCUCAUCGAUGGGUCUCAGCCGGGGCGAAUCGAAUCGUGCCAGCAAUCGCAGUGUUCGCUCCGCUGUCUCAGUGAUGAACAGCAGCACCACAUCGCUGGGUGGCGGCACACGUGCCACAUCUGCGGUGCGACGCGAUGCCUCCGUGAACAAGCAAAAGGAGGCAGAGAUGGUCAUGUGGAAGCGACGCUCCACCUACGAUCCCAUGAAGGCAGCCGCUGAGGAUCGACGCCGCAAGGAAGAGGCACGCCGUGCCCAAAGUCAGAGCCAAGCACAGCGUCAGCUUAGCGAUGUGCCCGACGAGUUGCCAUUCGAAAGUACCCAAAGGCCGGCCAACAAUUUGACCAUUACGGGAAGCGUGAAUUACAGCCCAAGAAACUCAAUGGAAAACGACGCCUGGAUGCUUGGUGAAUCAUCAGAGUUUGGCGAGUAUCCCGAGGACUACGAUGAGGAUGUCGAGGAGGAUGAUGAAUAUGUUGCCGGUCAAGAGUCCGAUGAUGUAUUCGAGGCCGAAAGAGCAGAGGCAACAAGUUAAAAAAGAACAAGGAAAAAGAAAAAAACAAAAUGAAGGAAAACCAGCAACAGUGAUAUCUUUAAAUCGAUCUAAUGAUCAUUAUGAAUAACAAUACGAGAACUCGUAUUAUGAAAUAUUGUAUUUGAUAGCAAGCGCAUUGCGAUUUAGUUAUAAUCUGAUCAGAUCUGAUAUCUGCUUAACUGAAUAAUUUAUAUGAAAUGAAGUAUAUAUACGUAUAUAGCAUAUAGAAGCAAGUGCGAAAUAAAAUGAGUGAAUGCUUUCUGAAAUAUCAUCAACAAAUAUUAUUUACGAUGCUGUCCAAAAACGCCAUAAAACAAUACUACUUACAUACUUAUAUAUUUAAACGAUUUUAAAUGACGAUUAUCAAAUCAACUGGUCACAUUUUCGGUUUAAUAGAACUACAAAUACUCAAAGACAGAUCUGGACACAGUGCUCAGCAAGCGGGCGGAUUCAAUUUGCUAUAAAAACUAAAUCCUAUCUAAAUGGAAUUGAAAGGAUUAGCUCGCUAGCUAAAGCACUGUCCUAGUUUCUGAACAUAAAUCGAAUUGUCAGUAGAUUUUAUAUGCAUAUUGUAUGCUUAUCCUAUAAUGAUGUAUGGGUAAAGAUAUAGUUUUAUAUAUAUAAAAAAUACUUAUGAGUAGAAAUUAUUUAUGUGGUACUUGCUUUUAAAUCGCGUUCAUUGCGUUACUUUAAGCGACUUUCAACUGAACAAAUCUGAUUAAUUCAUUGACCAAGUAAUUGAUCUAUAUCUAGUACUGUACUAUAACUGCAUACAUACAUAUACUCUAAAAUUGGUGUCGGUGUCCAUUUUAUUAGCUGCUCUGCAAGUGGUAUCAACGAUUUCGUGCUUCUAGUUCAAAGGAUGCCACUUGAGAUAUUACAAGAGAGCGGCUACUUGAUUUUAAUGAUUUGAAUACAUUUACAAUAUAUUUUAAAUUGCUAGCGUCGAAAAUAAUUUUAAAUUUUUUGUAAAUUUUCCAAAACAAAACGUAUUGUACAAUUUG
Drosophila sulfurigaster albostrigata is the source of this 4402-nucleotide messenger RNA. RefSeq lists its product as uncharacterized. Lineage: Eukaryota; Metazoa; Arthropoda; Insecta; Diptera; Drosophilidae. The record is from RefSeq and is a predicted model, not a curated record.